AUGGCGUCCGAUUUGACAACCGAGAUUUUGGACGCCCUGUCCGCUGCACUCGAUCGCCUGGAUUCCCGGCAGAUGGUCGAAUUCCAGGCCUUGGAGAAAGAAAUUGUUAGUCUCACUGCUGAGGGUGAAGAGAUUGCCGCCAAUGGCAGUCAUGAGGCCAAGGUCUUCGCCGCGGUGCUUGCUGCCAUGGAUGGAUUGAAGAUCGCCGAUUUGCCCGGGAUUGUGGGCAAAGAGAAUGCCAAAGUGGGCCAAGGAAAUGCCUUCAAACGUGGCUGGAUCAAGAAGGAUAAGGAUCUGCUGCGUGCAUCCACAGACUCAAUCGUCGAUGAGACACAACAGCAGCUACUUGCGAUUCAAAAAACAAAGGCCGCGGCCGAGGUGAAGGUCAUGCAAGACCUCAAGCGCAGAAAGUUGAUUACUUUGGCAAAGGAGAUCACUUACAAGUUCACCAAGGGCCCCAAGUACGCCCGGGAAAUGGUCAAGGAGGAGACCGACCUCACUCCCGAGAUGAUCGCCAGUGGCGCAUGGAAGACCGCGCAAUUCAAGCCUUACAACUUCAAUGCCAAGGGUGCUCCCACUCCUUCUGGUACUCUACACCCACUGAACAAGGUGCGACAAGAGUUCCGCAACAUCUUCUUCGAAAUGGGUUUCGAGGAGAUGCCUACCAACCGCUUCGUCGAGACCGGCUUCUGGAACUUCGACGCUCUGUUCGUGCCCCAGCAACAUCCUGCCCGUGAUUUGCAGGAUACCUUCUACAUCUCCGAUCCUCCUGUGGCUGACGGUCCCCGCGAGGAUCCCCCCAACGACCCCCACCGCCCAGUCAAGACCACGGCCGAGAAGCCCCUCGACUACCAACAGUACUGGGACAACGUCCGUGAGGUCCACGAGCACGGCAAGUUUGGCUCCAUUGGCUACCGCUACCCCUGGAGCGCAGAUGAGUGUCUUCGCCUGGUGCUCCGCACUCACACUACCUCCAUCUCGACCUAUAUGUUGCACAAGCUGGCAGCCAACCCCCGGCCGGCUCGCUUCUUCAGUAUCGACCGUGUCUUCCGAAAUGAGGCCGUCGAUGCUACCCACCUGGCAGAGUUCCACCAGGUCGAGGGUGUCAUUGCCGAUUUCGGUCUGACCCUGGGUGGUUUGAUUGGAUUCAUGGAGGUCUUCUUCGCCAAGAUGGGCAUUCACAAGCUGCGCUUCAAGCCCGCCUACAACCCUUACACUGAGCCCAGUAUGGAGAUCUUCGGUUACCACGAGGGUCUUGGUAAGUGGGUUGAGAUCGGUAACAGCGGUAUGUUCCGACCAGAGAUGCUGGAGUCGAUGGGUCUGCCCAAGAACAUGAGAGUCUACGGAUGGGGAUUGAGUCUGGAGAGACCCACUAUGAUUAAGUACGGUGUCAGCAACAUUCGUGAACUCCUCGGACACAAGGUCGACUUGAACUUCAUUGAGAACAACCCGGCCGUCCGUCUCGAGAAGGAUUAA
Messenger RNA from Penicillium paradoxum, 1476 nucleotides. Its product is annotated as phenylalanine--tRNA ligase subunit alpha. The record is from RefSeq and is a predicted model, not a curated record. Lineage: Eukaryota; Fungi; Ascomycota; Eurotiomycetes; Eurotiales; Aspergillaceae. Gene Ontology annotation, biological process: phenylalanyl-tRNA aminoacylation. Gene Ontology annotation, molecular function: phenylalanine-tRNA ligase activity; ATP binding; tRNA binding. The transcript is spliced from 3 exons. Gene Ontology annotation, cellular component: phenylalanine-tRNA ligase complex; cytosol; cytoplasm. The coding region runs from base 1 to 1476 and encodes 491 amino acids.